UUCAGUGGGUAGGCCUACAGAUCCAAAUACACAUAAAACGUGGAUGAAAUUAUGAAUCUGGGGUAUAAUAUCGUGUUCUUUUUAUCAAUUGCCAUACAUCCCUCAGCUCAAGUUCCAUCGGAAUGUGGUGCGCCGCCGUCCUUUCCACACAUGCAAGUCAGGGACAAAUACCUGAGACAAAACAUAUUCAGCAAUGGAGAAAAAGUCCUCUACAGAUGCGCUGAGGGCUACACUCAGUACAGAGGCAUUCGCUCUAUCAUGUGUGAAGCUGGAAAAUGGACAAAGUUAUCCAUGAAGUGUGAAAAGAAAAUAUGUGGAUCUGCUGGGGAGUUGUUCAAUGGACACUUUGAUUAUAAAGGGGCUUCGUUCGGGGACAAGGCGUAUGCAGUGUGCAAUGAGGGGUUUACACUGAAGGGGGUGGAAUACAGAAUGUGUAAAGACUCUGGCUGGAGUGGAGAGAUUCCCACUUGUGAAGUGGGAGGUGAACCACAAGUGCUUCCAGCAGAAGUGACUUGCCCUGAUCCUUCCAUAGCCAACGGUGUGAAGCUGAGUGAGGCUGUCUCGGUGUACAGGGUCAGAGACUCAGUGACCUUCACCUGCUCUAAGGGUUUCCUCCUGACUGGAGCCCAGCAGCUCACCUGUGGACCAGAUGGCCAGUGGCAGCCCCAGCUCCCACUCUGUCAGGCCUCUAAUGAUAUAACUCAAAGCUCCAAGCCUGAUGGCAGAUGUGGAGUGCCACGGUACCUCCCCAACGCACACCUUUCUGACAGGUAUAUAACACAGACAGACUUUGGUCCUGGUGAACGGGUCAGUUACAGUUGUGCCUUGGGAUACAUGAGAAAAAGAGGCACUUACUAUAGUACCUGUGUCAGUGGGAAGUGGACGCCAGUAACUCUGAGAUGUGAACGCAAAUCAUGUGGAUCGGCUGGAGAGAUCUCUUAUGGUAAUUUCGUCUAUACCGGUGUAGAGUUUGGGGAUACAGCCACAGGGGUUUGUAAUGAGGGGUAUCAACUGGUUGGACGGGAUGUAAGAAAUUGCAUGUCUGAUGGCUGGGAUGGGCGUGUUCCGAUCUGUGAAGCUGUGCAGUGUGCUGAACUUCCUGAGGUGGUAAAUGGAGAGACAAAUGGCUAUUUGGAACCACCUUACUUUUACAGCACUGUGAUUGGCUAUCGAUGUCGUGUAGGGACACUAAUUGGAGCGAGGGAGAUCUACUGUACCAAAAAUGGGACAUGGAGUGAUCCACCUCCAAAGUGCAAAGGGGCGUGGUGAUGGAUGGACCAGGGAAUUGGACUUCUGCCCUUCCCACAUGUAAAUACCGGAAGUAAUGAAAGUCAGCUACAAUUGAUCAUUAUCCUGAAUGGCAUCAACUCAACAACUUUACCAUAAUAACUUUUACCAUAAUAAUUCAACUCAAUCCAUUUUACCUUAGGGCAUUUCCAACAAAAGGACCCAUGAGCACCAACAUGUGAAAUUCAUAGGAUCAUGUCAAAUUGGGUGUCAAAUGAAAGCUAAGAGUCUAUUAUACAAAUAUUUAUUAAGACAUAUAUACAACCAUUUUCCAUCCUAAAAAUGUGGAAUAAGCAAAGGCUUUGAUUUCUGGUCAGAUAUAUGGAAAAGGGAUCUUAGACAACAUCUACCAGAAAAAGUCUUAAAAGUUAUUUGAAAUACAGCCAAACACAAUAAUAUUGAACCCAUGCCAACUAAUAUCAACACAUAUUUCGUUUUGGAGAAAUUAUUUAGUUUAAGAAACAUUGCCUUGUGACUUGUAAUUUCGUUACCAAAAACCGACACAUCUUUAAGAUAUUUUCUAAUUUCUCUCCCUCAUGAGGAGGAAGGAUAAUGAAAGUUCAAAGAAUUAACAAGUAAAGGUAAACCUACCAAUUAGUUUAAAUAUGUUUUAUUGUCACAUACACCGGAUAGGUGCAAUGAAAUGUGUUGUUUUACUGGGUCAGCCAUAGUAUCGGGAUGCCCCUGGAGCAAAUUAGGGUUAAGUGCCUUGCUCAAGGGUACAUUGACAGAUUUUACACCUUGUUGGCUUAGGUAUUCAAACCAGCAACCUUUCGGUUACUGGCCAAAUGCUCUAACCGCUAGGCUACCUGUCACCCUUCAGGAUACAUCACCAUGAAGAGAAUGAUAUUCAUAUCCAUAGUUUUGCAUUUCCACUCUUUCUGCAGACAUAUUUGAAUCUUAAUUCGGAGUAGAUAUUUAGUUUUUGGAAAAAGUGGUCGCAUAAAAAACUGAGGGAGAAUUUACCGUAAUUCUGUAUCCAAACUUUGCAUCUGCACAGUUCUUCCAGUAAAUGUGUGUCUGUGAGAUUUGUUGUGUAAAUUGCUCAAAGUAGUC
Molecule: messenger RNA, 2343 nt
Organism: Coregonus clupeaformis (lake whitefish)
Lineage: Eukaryota; Metazoa; Chordata; Actinopteri; Salmoniformes; Salmonidae
Product: complement receptor type 1
Exons: 11
Coding region: 52-1269 (405 amino acids)
Source: RefSeq, a predicted model, not a curated record